Molecule: messenger RNA, 1698 nt
Organism: Neoarthrinium moseri
Lineage: Eukaryota; Fungi; Ascomycota; Sordariomycetes; Amphisphaeriales; Apiosporaceae
Exons: 4
Coding region: 1-1698 (565 amino acids)
Molecular function (GO): N,N-dimethylaniline monooxygenase activity; NADP binding; flavin adenine dinucleotide binding
Source: RefSeq, a predicted model, not a curated record
AUGGCCUCAAAUCCCAAACCCGCUAUCGGCAGCCGGGUAUGUAUCAUCGGAACCGGUGUGCUUGGCUUGCUUGCUUUGAAGAACCUGAAGGAGCAGGGCCUGGAAGUAACAGCACUGGAGCGCAAUGACUAUCUCGGUGGGAAUUGGCAUGUAUCAGAGAAGAUUGAUCAAGUGACAGCGACUACGUUGACCACAGCAAAUAUAUCUAAGCAUACGAAUUGCUUCACCGAUUUUCCCUUCGCCGAUGACGUUGAAUUGCACCCAAGCGCAAGAAGCAUUGAGAACUAUUUGGAGUCAUACGCAAAACAUUUCGGGCUUGUCUCACACAUUCAUUUCGGAACCAAGGUUGAUCAAUUUGAACGAGACGAGGUCACUGGCAAAUGGAAGGUUUCCACGCAGACAAUAUCAGACAACGAGCUUAGCCCGGUCGAGUGCCAGGAGUUUGAUCGCAUAGUCAUGGCAACUGGGAUGCUCAACAAAAAGAACACGGUCAGCUUCCCAGGCCAAGACAGGUUCAUCGGAGAAAUCAUCCACUCGCGGGAAUUCAAGGAUCCGUAUAGAUACACGGGGAAGAACAUCUUGGUCGUCGGUAUUGGAGCAACCGGCGUAGACACGACCACUUUCUUGAAGAAAGCCGGAGCGGCGAGAAUCUACCUCAGCCAUCGAGGCCAGACAUACUUGAUGCCCAAAAUGACGGACGGCAAGGCAUUUGAUCACUCCCUGUCCAGACGCUUGGGCAAUAUCUUGAGAUUCUGCUUGAGCUGGUGGCCCCAAGGCGGUCUGGCCCUGAUGGCUAAGUCAAUGCACAGAGCACAGAUGAAGGCCUAUCCGUGGCUUGCUGAACACCCGUCGUUCUCGAAGCCUCGCGCCGCGCCCACUGCACCUAUGAUUCAUCGUCUUCCCGUAUUUAGCGACGACCUUGCAUAUAACCUCCGAGAUGGCAGUGUACAAUCUGUCAUGGGGGUCCGGGAAAUAAGCGGGGGACGCUCGGUCACCUUCACAGAUGGCACUGUGGUUGAUGACCUGGACUGCAUCGUAAUUUGCUCUGGGUAUCACUACAGCUUCUCCCUGGUUGCCGGUGCCGGAAACCCAAUUGAUCCCACCAAGGCGCCGGAUCAGUACCGAGAGAUUCGAGCAGCACCGCAUUUCGAAGAGAACAACCCCUUCUCACGUCUGUAUCACGGCUUCAUUUCCGAGCAGUAUCCAGAAUCGCUUGCCUUUCUAGGCCAUGUGGUUGCUUUCAGCCCGUCGUUUGUGUUUUACGAUCUGAUAACGAUGGCCUUGGCCAACAUCUGGGGCGGCAAUGCACCUCUCCCAACGGCCAAGGAGAUGCGGCAAGACAUCGACGCCCACUACAGGUUCAUCACGAGUGCGCUCAAGAAUGACCGGGUCCCACAUCCCGGGAUUCGGGUUGAUGUUCGAAAUACGUACGAUUGGUUGAAUAAGAUGGCCGGCACGGGCGUCACAGAGCGCCUUGGCAACUUCAAUGCUGAGGCUUGGAACCUAUGGUGGAGCGAUAGGCGAUUCUAUAACUUGCUCAUGGACGGCGUGAAUGUCCCUGCAGUCUACCGCCUGUUUGACACAAACCGUGGAAGGGUGCCGUGGCCUGGCGCAAGAUCACAGAUUGAGAAGACUAACCGGGAGGUCCAGGAGAUGGAGGAAGCAUGGAAGAAACAGAACAGUGGGAAGGGUAAAUAA